UCAUGAUUCUUAAGAUUUACAGACAGGACCGGCAUUGAAGUCCACAUAUAUUUGUAAUUACAAAAUCUAUUAUAUACACACACAAAAAUCUGGGAUAUUCUAAUAUUUAACAACAACUAGCCUCCACUAUAUUUAGAAGAGCCCACUCGAAGCAUCACCACGACCACACAAAUCUAAGAUCUUUUCCUCUUGUAUUUGUUUUUAGCAUUACUAUUUUGAUAUAUGCAAGGUUUAGACCCCAAAAAAAAAGAAGAAAAAAUAUAAUUGAUAUUUUCAAAAUUUGAGCUCCAUCUCUUCUAAGCCAUGGGAAACACAUUCCAAGACGAAGUUAAUCAAUAGUUCAUCCUCUGCUUUUUCAUCAAGUUCCUUUGUUCCCUCAAAAGCGUCAAUAAAUGGAUAAAAACGGCAUAGUUUUGAUGCGAAAAUAUGAAUUAGGUCGUCUUCUAGGUCAAGGCACAUUCGCAAAAGUGUACCACGCACGCAACAUAAAAACAGGAGAAAGCGUAGCGAUCAAGGUGAUCGACAAACAGAAAGUUGCGAAAGUCGGAUUAAUCGAUCAAAUCAAACGAGAAAUAUCAGUGAUGCGUCUCGUUCGUCACCCCCACGUCGUCUUCCUCCAUGAAGUAAUGGCGAGCAAGACAAAGAUCUAUUUCGCUAUGGAAUACGUUAAAGGCGGUGAGCUUUUUGAUAAAGUCUCUAAAGGAAAGCUUAAAGAAAACAUUGCUCGAAAAUAUUUCCAGCAAUUGAUCGGAGCAAUCGAUUAUUGCCAUAGCCGCGGAGUUUACCACCGCGAUCUCAAACCGGAGAAUCUUCUUCUAGACGAAAACGGCGAUUUGAAAAUAUCGGAUUUUGGCCUUAGCGCGUUGAGGGAGUCGAAGCAGCAAGAUGGCUUGCUUCACACGACAUGUGGAACACCUGCUUACGUGGCACCUGAAGUGAUAGGCAAGAAAGGUUAUGAUGGAGCUAAAGCCGAUGUUUGGUCUUGCGGGGUUGUGUUGUACGUGCUAUUGGCUGGAUUUCUUCCGUUUCACGAGCAAAAUCUUGUGGAAAUGUAUCGGAAAAUCACGAAAGGCGAAUUCAAAUGUCCGAAUUGGUUUCCUCCCGAGGUCAAGAAGUUGUUGUCUCGGAUUCUUGACCCUAACCCUAAUUCAAGAAUCAAGAUUGAAAAAAUCAUGGAGAAUUCCUGGUUUCAAAAGGGUUUCAAGAAGAUCGAAACGCCUAAAUCUCCCGAAAGUCAUCAGAUCGACUCACUGAUCAGCGAUGUCCACGCAGCUUUUUCCGUAAAACCGAUGUCUUACAACGCGUUUGACUUGAUCUCUUCGCUGUCUCAAGGAUUCGAUCUCUCGGGUUUGUUUGAGAAAGAAGAGAGAUCAGAAUCGAAGUUUACAACGAAGAAAGAUGCAAAAGAGAUAGUGUCGAAAUUCGAGGAGAUAGCAACAAGUAGUGAGAGAUUCAAUUUGACGAAGAGCGAUGUAGGAGUGAAGAUGGAAGAUAAGAGAGAAGGAAGAAAAGGACAUCUUGCGAUUGAUGUUGAGAUAUUUGAAGUGACAAAUAGUUUUCAUAUGGUUGAGUUUAAGAAAAGUGGAGGUGAUACAAUGGAGUAUAAGCAAUUUUGUGAUCGUGAGCUUAGGCCUUCUUUGAAAGAUAUUGUUUGGAAAUGGCAAGGAAACAACAACAAUAGCAACAAUGAGAAGAUUGAAGUGAUACAUUAAAUGUGUUUUUCAUCUUAUAUUUUUCUGGAUUUGGUUGUUUUUCUUUAGAUCUCCGUGUAAAAGAUGAGAUUUAUGAUAAUGGCUGCAAUCAUCAUCACAUAUCUUAGAUUGUUGUUGAUUUAUUUAUUUAAUUAAUUGGGGUCAAUAGUUACACAAAGAUUUGAAGUAAAGAAAAGUGACAGAAAUAAAUGGAUUAAUAAAUUGUUUAUGG
Messenger RNA from Arabidopsis thaliana (thale cress), 1923 nucleotides. RefSeq names its product CBL-interacting protein kinase 20 (gene CIPK20). Gene Ontology annotation, molecular function: protein kinase activity; protein serine/threonine kinase activity; protein serine kinase activity. The transcript has a single exon. The coding region runs from base 393 to 1712 and encodes 439 amino acids. Gene Ontology annotation, biological process: signal transduction. The record is from RefSeq and is marked reviewed. NCBI's taxonomy places the organism in Eukaryota, Viridiplantae, Streptophyta, Magnoliopsida, Brassicales, Brassicaceae.